AGGAGCCUUUCAGAGGGCGGCUCAGAUCCUGUUUAUUGUCAAAUAUCAGUAUCCUAUCUUAUGCAAGGCUGGUUUUGAUCUGCAGUUAAGAAACACAUGUGACCUGUUAAAUCAUGUUGUUUAGAUGGUUAUUUGAUCUGAGCUUACUAAAAGGUCCUACCACGUCUACCGAAGUUGAGCUUCCCGUUAUAUAUAUAUGACAUCCGAUUGUUGGCCAUGUCAUUCAGGUGUGUAGACAUCAAGCAGGUGAGUUAUGUAUGCAGAGAGUCUCUUCCUCUAUAAAAUCUUUUGGGCCUCGCAUCUUUUCAGUGCCAGCUUUAAGGUUAAUUCUGCUUUAAGUUUGAUAUCUUUCAUUCUUGUGCUCAGAUGUUUUGUCACUGAGACAAGCUCUUAAGGAUUUUAUGUAACACCUGCUUCUGUGAAGUCGUCUCCACGCAGACCAGACAAAUCAAAGUCUGGACGUUUCACUGAUGACGAGCAAGUUCGCGUCUCAAUCAACCAUCCUAAUCAGUACCUCCGCUGGUAAGAACAGCAAAAAGCUCUCUCUCAAAAGGAAAGGAAGCUCCGCUGUGUACCUGGACUGUGAUGACCUGCAAGGCUACAGUAUGAAAUCCAGGAGGACUCACAGUCAGAUAGAGAAGAGACGCAGGGACAAGAUGAACAGCUUCAUAGAUGAGCUGGCAUCAUUAUUGCCUACAUGCAACACUAAAUCAGGCAAAUUGGACAAACUCUCAGUCCUGCGUAUGGCAGUCCAACACAUGAAAACAAUACGAGGCUCUUCUGGUAACCAGUAUGCUGAAUUUAAAUACAAAAAUGUGGUCUUAUCAGAUGAGGAGCUAAAACAUUUACUACAGAGGGAAGCUGAUGGCUUUCUGUUCGUUGUUAACUGUGAUCAAGGGAAAAUAUUGUUUGUUUCUGAAUCAGUGUACAAGAUCCUACACUAUAGCCAGAGGGACCUGAUCGGCCAGAGUCUGUUUGAUUGCCUGCACCCUAACGACAUUGUCAAAGUCAAGGAGCAGCUGUCCUCUGCUGUUAUCGUGCCACGAGAGAAGAGCAUUGACGCAAAAAGUCCUUCAGUGAAGACAGAUAUCAACCCAAGUUCUGUAAGACUUUGUUCUGGGAUGAGACGCUCAUUUUUCUGCAGGAUGAAGUGCAAUCGUAAUGUGGAAGAUGAAGAUUUUUCAUUGAGAUGCUCGGGGAAAAAAAAUGCAGAUCAUAAGGGCUUCUGCACAAUUCACAGCACUGGUUACAUAAAAAGAUGGCGCCCCACCGAGGUGGAUUUGGGUGAAAAUAAUGAGUUGCACCAUGAUGGAAGAAGCUUAGGCUAUCUGGUGGCUGUUGGUCGGCUGCAGCUCCACACUGUUUCUCAGCCUGUGCACAAGCACAUCAAGGUCAGGCCCAUGGAGUUUGUUUCACGUCAUGCAAUUGAUGGGAAGUUUGUCUUUGUAGAUCAAAGGGUCACUGCCAUUUUGGCUUAUUUGCCUCAAGAACUGCUGGGAACUUCAUUUUAUGAAUACUUUCAUGAAGAUGAUAUUGCUCACUUGGCAGAAUGUCACAGGCAAGUGCUGCAGCUGAGAGAGAAGAUCAAUACAAACUGCUACAAGUUAAAAAUAAAUGAUGGGCCCUUCAUCAAAGUAAGAAGCUGCUGGUUCAGUUAUGCAAACCCCUGGACCAAAGAGGUGGAGUACAUUGUCUCUGUCAAUACUGUAGUCACUCCUUCAGUAGCCAGACCUGAGAACAGUUAUCAUUUGUCUGCUGCCUCCCUGCCCACAGUGACCACUGUACUGAUGCCAGGUGAACGAAAACUGGGUCCCCGAACAGUGCCUGGAAUUCCUGGUGGGACAAGGGCAGGCGCUGGGAAGAUUGGGCAAAAGACUGUAGAGGAAAUCCAAGGUGUUUCAUUCUUCUGACUAAUAUUGACAGUUUUAAAUGAUAAUACAGCAGAUGUGGUACCAAAUGACCUUUUUAUCUCUUUACUCCCAUUACUUUCGAUGUAAAAUGAUUCUGCUGGCUACUUGCAGAGAAUUCGGUGAGUUUUCAGGUGUUACAG
Scatophagus argus is the source of this 2050-nucleotide messenger RNA. It is a transcript of the gene bmal1b, whose product is annotated as aryl hydrocarbon receptor nuclear translocator-like 1b. The record is from RefSeq and is a predicted model, not a curated record. Bases 471 to 1910 code for a protein of 479 amino acids. Gene Ontology annotation, cellular component: cytoplasm; aryl hydrocarbon receptor complex; transcription regulator complex. The transcript is spliced from 12 exons. Lineage: Eukaryota; Metazoa; Chordata; Actinopteri; Scatophagidae. Gene Ontology annotation, molecular function: RNA polymerase II cis-regulatory region sequence-specific DNA binding; protein dimerization activity; DNA-binding transcription factor activity, RNA polymerase II-specific. Gene Ontology annotation, biological process: regulation of transcription by RNA polymerase II; circadian rhythm.